GUGUAUUUAAUAUUGCUCAUAAUGCCUCAUAAAUCAAAAUAUUGGAUUUAAGGCGGAAAGGUCAGCAAUUGUCACCGUGUAAAAUUGAUAUAAGACUGGAAUCUCUUGAGGAUCAAUAUGGAAUAGCUGAUGAAGAUGAAAUGGUAUAGCUGAAAUGGAUAAAGCUCAUAAAGUCAUCCAAUGAUACUAUGAAAACGUGGGUUGUAUUUGGAAAUUAGAAGCGAAGCAAAACACGAAGUUGAGCUUCGUCGAAGACAUGGACACUUGUAUGGGUACGUUUGGCGAAGGCCAUUAUUCACAUGGACGUUUCUGAAUUUACUACAGCGCUUACUUGAAGAAUACUCCGAGACCUGGAAAACCGACAGCUCGGUAAGAAGAAGAUGCAGAGAGAGAGUGUAACUCAUUCGUGUACUCCACACGCGAGUCUUUUGCCGAGAUCCCCGAACGGACCGAUGCUGGCGCGAGAGAUGUUUCGUACGAGGGAUGAGUUUGUCCCGGUCGACGGGAAUACUUACCCGAACCGAAGGUGGACGACAUCCGGCAGAAGAGACAAGAAUGCCAUGGAUGAGAAAAGGUGAUGGGCAUGAAACCCCGGCCCAGGACUCGGUUGGUCAGGUCAAUUCAUGCAUGGGCGACGGACCAGUGUACCGUGUUCGAAAGUGGCACUUUGGGCAGGAUGGGGGAGUGCUGUGGGGCAGCCCUGGGGCCUGCGGGUGGGCCAUAUUUAUCUCCUCGCUCCGGGCAGGGGCAGGGGCAGGGCCGGGCAGGCGAGAGCGGGGCAGGGCUAAUCUCCUCUGCGCGGCUGCCCCUCGAGGGCAGUCUUCUUAGGGAGGGAUGAGUCAGCGACUUGUCUUCUUCGUCUCGAGCAGGCGGUCGGUCGGUCGGUCGUUCGUCCGCUCGCUCGCGAUGGCGAUCUCUCGCUCUCUCUCUUUCUCUGAGUGGAAAAAGAAGGAGGCCGGGAGGGAGGGCUGUCGCCCGUCGGCCGUCGCCGGGCGCCGUUGUCUUGAGGGGCAUGACAUUUGAGCAGAGCAGGGGUGAGAACUUUUCCCAUGUCAUCAUGAUUCAGUCAAGUCCCUCUUUCUCUCCGAUCCUGUUCGGUUCCGUUCCCGUGGGGUCCAAAGACCACAUUCUUAUUGAAUCUUGUACAUCCAAUGCAUGCAUGAGUU
Messenger RNA from Marchantia polymorpha subsp. ruderalis, 1166 nucleotides. Lineage: Eukaryota; Viridiplantae; Streptophyta; Marchantiopsida; Marchantiales; Marchantiaceae. The record is from the annotation of a GenBank genome assembly.